AUUCCAUCUGCUCUCAAAGGCCUCGGGGGGUGGGUGGGGGGGUACAGACUCCAGCACCUGCAGGGGCCAAGUUCGUCUGAGACAGGGACAUGCUGCAGGUCUGUCCCAGGGGUUGUGCAGCCCAGCCCUGCCCAGCUGACCUCCACCUUGAUGGGGUCUUGAAAGUUGCAUCAUGGGAAUCUGCUCUACUUCCCUUCUCCAUCCCUGCAGGGAAUCUUAGUGAAGAAGAAGCGGACCUGGCACAAACACAGCCUGGGCCAGACGCCUGACGUGAAACCCGUGCAGAACGGCAGCCAGCUCUUCAUCAAGGAGUUACGGAGUCGGACCUUUCCCAGUGCGGAAGAUGUCGUGGCCCGCGUGCCAGGCAGCCAGCUCACCCUGGGCUACAUGGAGGAGCACGGCUUCACGGAGCCCAUUCUCGUCCCCAAGAAAGACGGGCUGGGCCUGGCAGUCCCGGCCCCCACCUUCUAUGUCAGCGAUGUCGAGAACUACGUGGGCCCAGAGCGGAGCGUGGACGUUACAGAUGUCACCAAGCAGAAGGACUGCAAGAUGAAACUGAAGGAGUUUGUGGACUAUUAUUACAGCACCAGCCGCAGGCGGGUCCUCAGCCUCACCAGCCUCGAGUUCUCAGACACCAGAAUGUCCAGCUUCGUGGAGCCGCCUGAUAUUGUGAAGAAACUGUCCUGGGUAGAAAACUACUGGCCCGAUGACGCGUUGCUGGCCAAGCCCAAGGUGACUAAGUACUGCCUGAUCUGUGUGAAGGACAGCUACACCGACUUCCACAUCGACUCCGGGGGCGCCUCUGCUUGGUACCACGUGCUCAAGGGGGAGAAGAUCUUCUAUCUCAUCAAGCCGGCUUCAGCCAACAUCUCCCUGUAUGAGCGCUGGCAGUCGGCCUCGAACCACAGUGAGAUGUUCUUUGCCGACCAGGUAGACAAAUGCUACAAGUGCACCCUCAAGCAGGGCCAGACGCUCGUCGUCCCCGCGGGCUGGAUUUAUGCCACACUCACGCCCGUGGACUGCCUGGCCUUCGCGGGACAUUUCCUCCACAGCCUGAGUGUGGAGAUGCAGAUGAGAGCAUACGAGGUGGAAAGAAGGUUGAAACUGGGCAGCCUGACCCAGUUUCCCAACUUUGAGACUGCCUGCUGGUACAUGGGAAAGCACCUGCUGGAGGCUUUCAAAGGUUCUCACAAAUCCGGGAAGCAACUGCCCCCUCAUUUAGUUCAAGGAGCUAAAAUUCUCAAUGGUGCUUUCAGAUCAUGGACAAAAAAGCAGGCUUUGGCAGAGCAUGAAGAUGAACUCCCAGAGCACUUCAAGCCCUCGCAGCUCAUCAAAGACCUUGCCAAAGAGAUCCGGCUCAGCGAGAAUGCCUCCAAGGCUGCCAGACCAGAAGUGACUUCUGCGAUCUCGAAUGAGGUCUGUUUUGGGGACCGAGAGAAGGAGGAACCUCCAUCCCCCAUUGAAGCCAGCCCUCCUCGCUCCUUCCUGGAGAAAGUGUCCAAAAAAAAGACUUCCAAAACGAUGAAGAUACCCAAGCCAUCCAAAGUCCCCAAGCCCCCCAAAUCUCCCAAGCCCCCGAAGCCCCCUAAAUCACUGAAGCUCAAGGAUGGGGGCAAGAAGAAAGGGAAGAAGUGUAGGGGGUCAGCCUCGCCCACCAUCCCCAACCUGGACCUGUUGGAGGCCCACACCAAGGAGGCACUGACCAAGAUCGAGCCACCUAAGAAGGGCAAGGCCACAAAGAGCGUCCUGAGUGUGCCCAACAAGGAGGUAAUCAGCACACAGAACGAUGUGGAGAGGCUGGAAAUCCGAGAGCAAACCAAGAGCAAGUCAGAGGCCAAGUGGAAGUACAAGAAUAGCAAACCUGACUCCCUGCUGAAGAUGGAGGAAGAGCAGAAGUUGGAGAAGCCUCCUACAUCGGGGAACAAGGACACCAAAUUCUUAUUUUCCUUUUCCAACAAGAAACUUCUGGGCUCCAAGGCCCUCAAGCCGCAGCCGAGCCCAGGGGUGUUUGGGGCCUUGCAGAACUUCAAGGAGGACAAGCCCCAGCCCGUUCGGGAUGAGUAUGAGUACGUGUCGGAUGACGGGGAGCUCAAGAUUGAUGAGUUUCCCAUCAGGAGGAAGAAAAAUGCCCCGAAGAGAGACCUGUCCUUCUUACUGGACAGGAAGGAGCCGCUGCCCACACCUGUGACGAAGCCAAAGCUGGACUCGGCGCUCUACAAGGGGAACGGUAGUCCUGUCGCUCCCCCCAGCUCUGUUCUGACCGGCUCCCCAUCCCCACAGCCGAGCGACGACUCCUCGGAUGAGGGCUCCCUGCGCAUCGACACGGACACCAAGCCCACCCGCAACGCCAAAGUGAAGAAGGACGGCGGGGGCUCGGCCGCGGGCAUCCUGGACCUGCUGCAGGCCAGUGAGGAGGUGGGCGCGCUUGACUACAAUCCCAACAGCCAGCCCCCGGCCUCCCCCAGCACACAGGAAGCCAUUCAGGGAAUGCUAUCCAUGGCCAACCUGCAGGCCUCGGACUCCUGCCUACAGACCGCGUGGGGCGCGGGCCAGGCCAAGGGCAGCUCGCUGGCGGCCCACGGCGCCCGGAAGAACGGGGCGGGCGGCAAGAGCGCAGGCAAGCGGCUGCUGAAGAGGGCGGCCAAGCACAGCGUGGACCUGGACGACUAUGAGGAGCAGGACCACCUGGACGCCUGCUUCAAGGACUCGGACUAUGUGUACCCCUCCCUGGAGUCUGACGAGGACAGCCCCGUCUUCAAGUCCCGGUCCAAGAAGAGGAAAGCCUCAGACGACGCUCCCUACAGCCCAACAGCGAGGGUCGGCCCCUCGGUGCCGAGGCAGGACAGGCCUGUUCGAGAGGGGACCAGAGUGGCCUCCAUCGAGACCGGUCUGGCGGCCGCUGCAGCCAAGCUGUCCCAGCAGGAGGAGCAGAAAAGCAGGAAGAAAAAGAACUCCAAGAGGAAGCUGACGCCCAAUACCACCUCCACCUCCACCUCUGCCUCCACAACCUCGGCCAGCACCACCUCGGCCUCCACCACCUCGGCCUCCACCACCCCGGCCUCCGCCACCCCUGCCUCCACCAGCACGGCCUCCACCAGCACCGCCAGCAGCCAGGCCUCUCAGGAGGGCAGCUCGCCCGAGAUCCCACCUGAGGCGCACAGCAGCAGCCUGGCCGACCACGAGUACACGGUGGCCGGCACCUUCAGCGGGGCCCAGGCAAGCCGUGCCUCUCAGCCCAUGGCCCCCGGGGUCUUCCUCACACAGAGGCGGCCCUCUGCGUCAUCCCCCAACAACACCGCUGCCAAAGGAAAACGUACAAAAAAGGGCAUGGCCACCGCCAAGCAGAGGCUUGGGAAAAUUUUGAAAAUUCAUCGGAAUGGAAAACUGCUCCUUUAAAGUUUGGAGAGCCAGGACCCUUCUGCUCCGCUCAGGACCCCGGAGCCCCGCUACAUCGUCAGCCCCAGGAGGGUGGCCGCGCCGCCGCGCCCCGGGAGGCCUGGCUUCCUCCCGGCCUCCACUCCCCACACUUGAGCCAGCGCCUGCGGCUUCAGCAGGCGGAGCUCGCCAAUACGGACAGCCGCCCUUUCUCACGUUGCUUAGAGUGACCAGUUCCCGAAACUCGGCCCCGCCCGUGUGAGGACCGUUCGGUGUCAGGACGGCCUCUAGGCGCCCCGAGCACGGGGGUGGUGGCAGGGCCUCUGCAGCUCUGCUGGGAGCAUGAGUCCUUCGAGGAAGGAGGAGUGAGCCAACAUUCACCAGGCCCAGAGCCUGAGCCAGCCACAGGCUGGCAGCCUCCAGAGGCUUAAAAAAAGGCAAAGGACACUAGAGAGGAAGAGGAGGAGAAAGCAGGGUGUUGAUGUGCCCCCAUCUCUUCCCAAGUGAUUCUCCGACAUGUCCAGCAGGCGUUCAUUCUGGCCAGGAGAGGGGGGCCUCCAGGCUCCCUGCCGGCACGUGGCAGGCCAGAUGGUGGGUGUCGCCCCUGAAUGCCCAGGGCAUUUCUAGGAACACGGGCUGGCAGCAGGGUCAGUGUGUUCAUGGGUAGGGGAGCCACCGUGGGAUCCCCAGCCCUGAUGCAGGCCCAGGGGGCCCAGGCAAAGCCACAUGGUGGGUCCUGUCCAGUCCCACUGUCCACACUCCCAAAAGCACUUGCCAGCCAAGGGCACCCUGCCCCGGGUCUGGCGGGGCGGAUGGCGGCCGGCCGAGCAGCCCAAGGUUGCCGGGGGCCUGGCACUUCUGUCUUGUCACCUGUCACUUGGUGUCGAGUGCAUGGGUGGCUCCUGGACCGCGAGUCCACCCAUGGACACGGAGGGGCUGGAUUUGUUUCUCAGGCAAUCCUGUAUUUUAAUUUUAGAUGUAUUUCCUGAAGCAUAUUUUUCAUAGAAUGUAGCGUGUAAAUAGCUUUUUAAAUAACUUCUUUUUUAUAAGAGUAAAAGUAUCUUUAGGAAUUUCUUUGUAGAGUCCUUCAUUAACAUUUAUACGAGUUUUUUGCUGAGUCUGACGAACAGUUGGGUUUCCGAUGCUUUUUCUUUUCCUUCCUUUUUUUUAUUGCUAUGGUUAUUUUUUUAUUUUAUUUUAGGGACUAAGGUAUUGCCUGAAAAACAAGUGAUGUCUGUGCAGCCUUAUAGCUGUCUUUACAGAAGCGAACAUACACAAAAGAUCUGUUUCAGAUAUGUUUGAAGAUGAGUCUUCAACUCGAAUACCAGCUUUCUUUCCUUCUUGUUGAUGAAGGGGUGGGGGACAGUUAUUUUACUAGCACCUUGUGAAGUGUUCUGUGUUUUGUGAUGCUGUAAUUUAUUAAUGUUUGUAGCUUUUUAUAUUUGUAUAUUUCUUAUGAGCUUUGUUUAUAUGCCCAUCCCUGGGUGUUCUGUCCGCACGGAGAGGCAGCUUCGUGCCGGCCUUGGCCCCUGGCUCGCCUGUCGGAGACCCGGCCGCCGAGCCUUGGGGAUGGGCAAGGCCACGCUCAUGGACCCGACGACUCCAGCCCAGCGUUUUGAAGGUUUCCUUGCCUGUUACUGUUGAACAUUUAUAUAAUCUAACCCGGCCAUCAAACUGUUCUCUCUCUCUCUCUUAUUUUUUAAUUUUAUUAUUAUUUUGGCAACAUGUACAUUUCUAACAAAGUUUAUCGUGGCUAUUAAAGUGUUUUAUUUCCCAAUUCAUAUUACUCUUGUAUUGAGUCCAUGAGGUCUAAGGCAACUUAAAUCAAAGUUUUAAAAGAGUAAAGAUAUUUCAGGUUUUGUACAGAA
Myotis davidii is the source of this 5243-nucleotide messenger RNA. It is a transcript of the gene PHF2, whose product is annotated as PHD finger protein 2. The record is from RefSeq and is a predicted model, not a curated record. NCBI's taxonomy places the organism in Eukaryota, Metazoa, Chordata, Mammalia, Chiroptera, Vespertilionidae. Gene Ontology annotation, molecular function: transcription coregulator activity; histone demethylase activity. The transcript is spliced from 21 exons. Gene Ontology annotation, biological process: protein demethylation; regulation of transcription by RNA polymerase II. The coding region runs from base 388 to 3396 and encodes 1002 amino acids.